ACUGGUGAUACAUUUAAAAGCAAGCCAAGAUUGGAGCCGUACAGAGUGGGUAAUGCAAAUUUGUAAUGAGCCAAAACAAGCGCUAAUGUUUUAGCACUGUUUUAGCGUCAUUAGUCCACGGAGUGCUGUCUUAUGAAGUCGUGACUGACUUAAUGAUCCAGUCCUCGCUCUUUCGUCCCUGCCCCUACCGGUUCCACCCCUGCGGCUGUUGUCUGCUGCUAUGUGGCAGGUGGCUAAGCGAAGAGAUGUGAUGCAUUACGAGAAGCUGGAGGAGUUUGUGACUCUGGUGACCGAGGCCAUUCCAGAGCUGCUGAGUCACAGGCAUAGAGCCCAGCUCCUUCUGGGUCUGAGAGCACGAAUGGUUCUGGAGUUGUGCCGAGGCCUGGCUGACCCCCAAACCAUUCAGCCUUAUCUGGACAGAAUGCCCACUGUUUCUCCAGGGUGUGCUGGAUACAGAGACGCAGAGGUGGAAGCUUCUGAAUCCAAUUUUGUGAUGCUUGUCCAAUCCCUGCUUAAAGACCCAGUUGAGAGGGAGUGCUUUUUUCAGGACGUUUUCCCGGACCAAUAUGGCCUAGAUUAUGACACAGCAGUGGAGACGUUAACAUGGGAGUUCCUGUCCAGACUGGAACAACUGUUUCCAGUACCUGACCUAAAGCAGACUGCAAUGUGGCUGAGCUCUGCCCCUUCAAUCCUGGAGGAGUGUGUGCAGUCCAGCCCAGAGAAUCUGGUCCUUAUUCUCCAGCACCAUAAGAGUUGUGAACAUUUCCAAGUACCCCCUGCUCUCUCCGCUUCCAUGGGCGACCACAUCCUUUCCACACUGGCCACCCCAAAAAUGGUGGUCGCCACUCAGCCAGACACUUUUGUCAUCAGGUCAGAGUCGGCACACGACUCUGCCGACGUGCUGGGCCCCAUCUCUGUAGAGGACACUGACGCCGUGGUCGUGACCGUUUUCACCGAAGUCGAGAUCGGAACGACGGAGGUCAAGGAAGAGCUUGUGGAGGCGACAAACGAGGAAUGCGACCGGUCGGACCCGCCUGGAACGAGGGAGGAGCUGGUUGAACUGAAGGAUAGGCUUGAAUUUCACUGCGUGGGGCAGGAGACAUGUGGCGCCGAGGUAGAGGUGGACGCGUUGAGCGUAGAGUCGGCACAAACGGGUGAGGCGGUUCACGUCGGCGAAGACAAGGUCCAAAGUGAGGCGGUGACGGUCAGGUGGGCGGAGUCUGGGACUGUACGAUCAUGUGCAAACCAGGCGGGGGAAGACACUUCCCACACGGUCACCAUUCAAACCCAGCAACCGGCAUCGUCAACAGUGAGGCGAUCUACACGGCUCCAGUCGAAGACCCCGAGGAAUUGGAGAAGGAAAGGAAAGAGGGAGCAGGAAGGGUUGACAGAGAAAAGGAACAGUUCCGAAACCCAAAGUGUAGAUUAUGUCAUCGCUACCAGGGGAAAAGAAGCAGCAGAAUCUUAUAAGGAGAUCCCCCUCACCUGCCCCAAGUGUCCCUACCACAGUCUGGAGGAAAAGAGCCUUCAACUCCACAUGCAAAGUGUGCAUACAGAGGAUUACAACCAGCUCAGUGUUUCUGGAAAGAAAGCAGCAGACAUUUCACCAUGUCCCAAUAACACUGAAAGCCCAGAUAAUCAAAUCGCUAAUGCCAGGACUCCCACAGAAGCGAAAGGCAACAGGAACUCGCACACAUGUGCCACGUGUGGUAGAAUCUUUACCCGCUCCUCAGAUGUGAGGAGACACCAGCUCACCCACACAGGUGAAAGACCUUUCCACUGCUCUCAAUGUGACAGGACCUUUCAGCACUCAUGGGACCUAGCCAAGCAUGAGAAGAAACACAAUGGAGGGUCUAUCUCUUUCCCCUGCCUGCAGUGCGGGACCUCGUUUGCCAACCUCCGCGCUCUGACUGCCCACCACAGAAGUUCCCAUCUCGGUGAAAGUGACCUGCCUCAUCUCUGCUCCAUCUGUGGCCAGAGCUUCCCCUUCUCCUCUGAGCUGCUGGAGCACAAGAAGAGUCACGGCGCAAGCCUCCAGCACAUCUGCCAGCAGUGCGGCGAACGUUUCGACUCCCUGCUGGCUCGAUCCCAGCACCGACAGACCCACCUGGUGAAGCGGCAGUUCAAGUGCCCACACUGCGACAAGAGCUACACGCGCAAAGCUGAUGUGAAGCGGCACAUGUUCACGCACACCGGAGAACGACCACACCAGUGCAACCAGUGCGGGAGGUGCUUCUCCCUGCCCUUCUUGCUCAAGAAGCAUCAGACCGUUCACAUGGGCGAGCGUCCUUUCCAGUGCUCCCACUGCCCAAAACGGUUCACCCUGGUGUCCAUCCUGAGCAGGCACGAGAGAAUGCACACAGGGGAGAGGCCCUUCCUCUGCUGUCAGUGCGGAAAGAGCUUUCUGUCCCAAGGCGAGCUGUCAAAACAUCACCGAUCCCACACAGAUGAGAGGCCAUAUGCCUGCAAUCAGUGUGAGAAGAGGUUUAAGAGCAAAAAAGCCCAGCAGGAACAUAUAAAUUCCCACGCUGGCGUGCGACCUUACCCGUGCUCCUACUGUGGGAAGGGAUUCACAAAACCGUACGCUCUGACCAGGCACCAUCUCAUACACACGGGGGAAAGACCAUUCCCUUGUGCCCACUGUGGAAAAACAUUCCUCACCCCCGCAGAGGCACAGCUACACAUGCGCAUUCAUACGGGGGAGCGUCCUUACCCCUGCCCAGGGUGUCCGCUGAGGUUUCGGAGUUCGUCGGAGUUGGCACGACACAAACGGGUCCACACAUGGAUUCAGACGUUCACCUGUAACCAGUGUACGAAAAGCUUCCCCACCUCGGCUAAACUGAAGAAACACAUGGAGCUCCAUUAAGGGAUGAGGAAACAGGCUGGCGAAGCAUUGACAGGACACUGAGCCCUGUAUGUCAAGGAUAGUCACGAAUCAGCAAAAAUAAGUAAUGCAGACUUAAGCAUUUUUGUACAGGUGAAAAAGGAUUUUGCAGAUGGUUUUCUUUUAACACCUUGUUUGUCUCUAAUAACUUAGUUAUCUUUUUAGGCUAGCUCAGGGCCAUUGCAUUGAAUUAUAGCUUUUAGUUAUAGUUGUGAAUGAUCCAAAGACUGUUGAAGUUAAUUGCUACUUGAUCAUAUGUUUUACAAAUUAUAUUGUAAGACUGUUCAUGCGCGGUGUGUUAAAUGUAGUAAAAAAUAAAUCAACAGCAGCA
Molecule: messenger RNA, 3215 nt
Organism: Esox lucius (northern pike)
Lineage: Eukaryota; Metazoa; Chordata; Actinopteri; Esociformes; Esocidae
Product: oocyte zinc finger protein XlCOF6-like
Exons: 9
Coding region: 221-2866 (881 amino acids)
Biological process (GO): regulation of DNA-templated transcription
Molecular function (GO): RNA polymerase II cis-regulatory region sequence-specific DNA binding; DNA-binding transcription factor activity, RNA polymerase II-specific
Source: RefSeq, a predicted model, not a curated record